This is a messenger RNA of Falco peregrinus (peregrine falcon), 3844 nucleotides long. It is a transcript of the gene CRY2, whose product is annotated as cryptochrome circadian regulator 2. The transcript has 12 exons. Gene Ontology annotation, biological process: circadian regulation of gene expression; entrainment of circadian clock by photoperiod; negative regulation of DNA-templated transcription. Bases 44 to 1807 code for a protein of 587 amino acids. The record is from RefSeq and is a predicted model, not a curated record. Gene Ontology annotation, molecular function: FAD binding; DNA binding. Gene Ontology annotation, cellular component: nucleus; cytoplasm. Lineage: Eukaryota; Metazoa; Chordata; Aves; Falconiformes; Falconidae.
AGCGGGCGGAGCGCAGGGGCCGCGGCGGCAGUUGGCGGCGGCGAUGGCGGCGGCCGCUCUGGGCCUGGCCGCGGGCCCGGCCCCGGCCCUUUGCUGCUCGGUGCAUUGGUUCCGCCGUGGGCUGCGUCUCCACGAUAACCCGGCGUUGCAGGAAGCGUUGCGAGACGCCGCGUCCCUCCGUUGCAUCUAUAUUCUGGACCCUUGGUUCGCCGCCUCCUCCGCCGUGGGCAUCAACCGCUGGCGAUUUCUGCUCCAAUCUCUGGAAGAUCUGGACAACAGUUUAAGGAAACUCAGCUCUCGCUUGUUUGUUGUGCGAGGGCAACCAACAGAUGUCUUCCCAAGGCUCUUUAAAGAAUGGGGAGUCACUCGUCUCACCUUCGAAUAUGACUCGGAGCCAUUUGGUAAGGAGAGAGAUGCAGCUAUCGUCAAACUGGCCAAGGAGGCUGGUGUGGAGGUGGUGAUAGAGAACUCCCACACCCUCUAUGACCUGGACAGAAUAAUUGAGCUGAAUGGCCACAAGCCACCCCUCACCUACAAGCGCUUCCAGGCCAUCAUUAGCCGUAUGGAGCUCCCAAAGAAGCCAGUGAGCACUGUAAUAAGCCAGCAGAUGGAGGCAUGUAAAGUGGACAUCCAGGAGAACCAUGACGAUGUGUAUGGGGUUCCAUCCCUGGAAGAGCUGGGCUUUCCUACAGAUGGUCUUGCCCCUGCAGUUUGGCAAGGAGGGGAGACAGAAGCUUUAGCGCGGCUGGAUAAACACUUGGAAAGAAAGGCCUGGGUUGCAAAUUAUGAAAGACCAAGGAUGAACGCCAAUUCGUUGCUGGCCAGCCCUACAGGACUCAGUCCCUACCUGCGUUUUGGCUGCUUGUCCUGCCGCUUGUUUUACUAUCGUCUCUGGGAGCUGUAUAAGAAGGUGAAGCGGAACAGCACGCCCCCCCUCUCUCUGUACGGACAGCUUCUGUGGCGGGAGUUUUUCUACACAGCAGCCACAAACAACCCAAAGUUUGAUCGCAUGGAGGGGAACCCCAUCUGCAUCCAAAUCCCCUGGGACAGGAACCCUGAAGCCUUGGCGAAGUGGGCAGAGGGCAAGACAGGCUUCCCUUGGAUUGAUGCGAUCAUGACCCAACUGAGACAGGAAGGCUGGAUCCACCAUCUGGCCAGGCACGCGGUGGCCUGCUUCCUGACCAGGGGUGACCUCUGGAUCAGCUGGGAGUCAGGAGUCAGGGUAUUUGAUGAACUGUUGCUGGAUGCAGAUUUCAGCGUAAAUGCGGGCAGCUGGAUGUGGCUUUCAUGCAGCGCAUUCUUCCAGCAGUUCUUCCACUGUUACUGCCCUGUGGGUUUCGGACGUCGCACAGACCCCAGUGGUGACUAUGUUAAGAGGUAUCUGCCCAAGCUAAAGGGUUUCCCUUCACGAUAUAUCUACGAACCGUGGAAUGCGCCUGAGUCUGUGCAGAAGGCAGCCAAGUGCAUCAUUGGGGUGGACUACCCCAAACCCAUGGUGAACCACGCAGAGACCAGCCGACUGAACAUCGAACGCAUGAAGCAGAUAUACCAGCAGCUGUCACGCUACAGGGGGCUCUGUUUACUGGCAUCAGUCCCUUCGUGUGUGGAAGAUCUCAGUGGUCCAGUCACAGACUCGGCUUCAGGGCAGGGCUGCAGCACCAGUACAGCAAUGAGGCUGUCGCAAGCAGACCAGGCUUCUCCAAAGCGCAAACACGAGGGAGCAGAAGAGCUGUGCGCUGAAGAACUGUACAAACGAGCCAAAGUGACAGGUCUCCCCGCUCCAGAGAUCCCUGGCAAGAGUUUGUGAUUCCAGCGACAAGCACCUUGUAAGUGAAGAGUGAGAGUGCUGAAGAGGUGACCAGAGGAGUAGGGAGUGCUGCGCAGAGGGACUGGAACUCGUCAUCCCACCGGGAAGUCGGGGGUGUCAUAUAAAUGUGUAAUUCCAGUAGGUGCCACAGCGGGGCGCUGCGUUACUUGUGCUUGGGAACAUUUGGCUUCCUGCUCUCUGAGCCAAAUCGUCUCUCCGCAGCCGUGCCCGAAAUCUGCCCGCGUUUAAGGGUGCCAGAGCCUUCUCUCAACUUGUUUGCUCCCAGGUGUGUCUGGCUUUUCUGACAACGGCUCAGCGCGUGUGAGUUGGUGCAUUGAUGUAGGCAGCAACACCUGCACAUCUCAGAAAUAGUGAACAUCCUUUCUCAUCACUAGUACUAGGCAGUGAGGUGCGCUGAUUAAUUUAAAUCAUAGUAGGGGUUGAGAAGGAAGCUGAUACAACGUCAAAAAUAGAAUACUCUACAGAAUAGGGUAAGAGAACAGGAAAAAACUCAGUAUUUCUUUCACUAGGCUAGACUGACAGCGAUGUAAAUGAUUUUUGGGUAAAUCAUGGUGGUAUUUGUGUGGGAUGGAAACAAAGACAAGGAAAAUGGUAGCAUGAGAACAAAGGGAUACAAACUGUCCAUUAGAAAGGCACUGCUUUCCCUGCAGGAGAACCUCACUGCUGCAAGGUGAGCCACGGUGCUGUAGCCUGGAAUGGGCAGCUUCAGAGCAGUUUGACACCUAUAGGGGAGGGAUUCUGAGAGAAGGAGGAAUACUUUAGAGAAUAAGACCAUGCAUGCCUUGAUAGGAGUAAAGCAGUCUCCCGGAAGCUUACUGGUCCAAAUAAUAAGGGAGCUAUACCUGAGCCCUGUACUCUAUAGCGUUUCCUUCCCCGAGUGAGAGCUCUCAAGCAGAGUGACUGGUGUCUGGUGUGUAGCCUGUGGAGGGCCUCAUACUGAUAGGGGAUGUGUUACACAUCAGCUCCUUGAAGUGAGUCUUCCUCGGGCUCAGUCCAUUGACCAUUCUGUGUGCUCUUUCCUGUAUUGGCAUCUGUUUUGAGUUUCUGCACAGUAUACUGCAGUACCUCAUACCCUGCACACUGCUCCUUGCCAUUUGCACUCACGCUGGUGCUUUGUAGCCUAGCAGGGAGAUGGCAUCGCUUUCCUGGCUCAUAACCAACCAUACACUCCUGGGCCUCGUCCUGUUCCAUGUCGCUUCAGUGCGGUGCUGGCAGAGCACCCCUGCUUGCCUUCCCACCUGAGAGAGCAGGGGAGGGCAGUACUGCAGAAGAGCCUCUUUUAGCCAUUUUCAAGAAGGAUUAGCUCAAGUAGCUGGUCUGGUGCAACAAGCUGCUGUUGGCGCUGUUUUCAUUUGCUAUCCAAAACCUUUCAUCCCCACCUGGCACAAGUGGUGUGGGGCCAUAUGUGAGCUUAUGCAACUAACAGCUUGGGGGACACAGAGGUUGUCUCCCACUCUGAUAAUCCACAGGGAUAAUUGGAUUCAGUUUUGGAGUCCAUGUUUAAACCCAAAGCAGUGGGGCUGCAAAUUGACUCAUGAAUCUGGGAAGCCUGAAGUAGUUGAAUGGGGUCUGUGAGUUAAAUUAUUGAAUAGCUGAAUAAGCUUUCCUUCCCACUCAUCUCUCUGGGGAAUUGACCUUAGAUUCCUUUUCCUAAGGGAAUCCAUUGGGUGGACUGACCAAGUAAGUAAGUAAAUAAACUUUUCCUGCCCUUACUUUCUUCUAAACUACUAUUCCUAGAGUCUGCCUGGUGAAUAACCCAGUAAUCGACAGGUUUUGUCUCCUUCAGUCUGACCCAGACCUUACUCUCAUUGUCUUGAGGGUAGAAAAGUAAAAAGAAAAAGAGACCCUUUCCCCCUCCCCUGUGUCCUGCUACAGAGAGAAGAAGGGCAAGACAUGCACUUUGUACACUUUGGUUACAGAAAUAGUGACUUCUGCCAGUUGGAGGGUUUGAUGCUUAGGCAAUGGUCUGUACAUAUGACAUUUUUCUUUUUUUUUUAUAUAAAUGUCUUUAACCCU